CUGCGCACGGCCGUUAUAGAGCCUGUUUUGCUGCACUGUUCAACCGCACACCGUUAUUUCGGCCAAGCAGUUAUUCACUGUCCAUUAUACCCAACUGAUUCCCGUGUUUUUCCCUACAUUUUCUCAUUGGGAGUCACAGUAGGUCAACUGCACAAGAAACUUGUGCUGUUUUUUUUUGCGCGAAGAAGCAGUUUUAAGGAAGGCUUUUCCCCCUGCAGUUACAAGAAGGCGCAAGAUGAAGUUGGGUGGAGGCUGGAUGUGGCGCCUGCUGCUCCUGUCCUCCCUGGCUGUGGCAGCCAUUGCGGCCCACGGGAAGCAGCCAGAGACCGACGUCUCAGAUAUUGAUGAUGAUAUGGGCUUGGACGAGGAAGAAUUGAAAGUUCUCAUGGCAGAGGAUGAGGAAGCAACAGUGAUGGAUGAAGAGCAGUCUAAUGACGCGGAUGAAAAAGGAUCUGUAACGACUGAAACUGAUGCCAAUGUCUCCUUCCAGGUAACCUAUAAGACUCCUGUCCCCACUGGAGACGUGUACUUGGCUGAGACAUUUGACGAUGGUUCAUUGGACAGGUGGAAGCUGUCAAAGACGAUGAAGGAGGACGCAGAUGAUGACAUCGCCAAAUACGACGGGAAGUGGUCUGUGGAACAGCUGAAAGAGAACAAGGUUCCAGGAGACCAGGGCCUGGUGCUCAAGUCCCGGGCCAAGCAUCACGCCAUUGCUGCAAUGCUGGACAAACCCUUUGUCUUUGAGGACGAAACUCUGGUUGUUCAGUAUGAGGUAAAUUUCCAGGAUGGUAUUGACUGUGGAGGAGCAUACAUCAAACUGCUGUCAGAUGUUGACAAUCUCAAUCUGGAGCAGUUCCAUGACCGUACAUCCUACACCAUCAUGUUUGGACCUGACAAAUGUGGCGAGGACUACAAGCUGCACUUUAUCUUCCGCCACAAGAAUCCUCUGAACAAAGACAUGGAGGAGAAGCAUGCCAAGAGGGCUGAUGUUGACCUGAAGAAGUUCUACACUGACAAGAAAACUCACCUUUACACUCUGGUUCUGAACCCAGACAACAGCUACGAGAUGUUCAUCGAUCAGUCGAGCGUGAGCCGCGGCAGCUUGCUGCUUGACGUGGUGCCUCCUGUCAACCCACAAAAGGAGAUCGAUGACCCAAACGACUCCAAGCCAGAAGACUGGGAUGAAAGGGCCAAGAUUCCCGACCCCGAGGCUGUGAAGCCUGAUGACUGGGAUGAAGAUGCGCCUGCAAAGAUCGAGGACCCUGAUGCGAUGAAGCCAGAAGACUGGCUGGAUGAUGAACCAGAGUUUGUUCCUGACCCAAAUGCUGAGAAGCCAGAAGACUGGGAUGAGGAGAUGGAUGGAGAGUGGGAGGCUCCGCAGAUUCCCAACCCAGCCUGUGAGACGGCGCCUGGCUGUGGGGAGUGGAAGCGUCCCAUGAUCAACAACCCUCAGUACAAGGGCAAAUGGAAAGCCCCUCUGGUGGACAAUCCUAACUAUCAGGGAGUCUGGAAGCCCCGCAAGAUCGAUAACCCAGAUUAUUUUGAGGACCUGCAGCCAUUUAAGAUGACACCGUUCAAGGCUCUGGGAUUGGAGCUUUGGUCCAUGACCUCAGAUAUCUACUUUGAUAACUUCAUUAUCACCUCUCACAAGGAGGUUGCUGAUCGCUGGGCCUCUGACAGCUGGGGUCUGAAGAAACUGGUAGCCAGUGCUAACGAGCCAGGGAUUUUUGCACAGCUAAUGAUGGCAGCAGAGGAGCGACCGUGGCUUUGGGUGGUCUACAUACUGACUGUUAGCCUGCCUAUAGGACUGGCUGUGCUCUUCUGCUGGCCAAAGAAACCGGAUGAUGACGAUUAUGUGUACAAAAAGGUAGAUCUUCCCAAGGCAGAUAUAGAAGAAGAGGAAGAGGAGGAGGAGGAUGAAGAGGGAGCAGCAGCAGAUGAGGAAGAAAAAGCAGCUGAGGCUACAGAGGAGGCACCAGCUGCAGCCACAGAAGAGGAAGAGGCGGAGGAUGAUGACGCAGGAGGGGACAAUCUAGAGGGGGAGGAUGAGGAGGAUGAGAUGGUUGAGGAGGAGGAAAGAGAGGAGGAAGAAGAGGAGGCAAGCAAAGCUCCAGAGACAACAUUAGAAGACGAGAUGAAGGAUGCAGGAGAUGUUGCCGAAGAGAGCCACAAACAAGCUGUGAGGAAGAGGAGGGUACGGAAAGACUGAGGAGGUGAAUUCCUCAUCGGCUGUCUUCUCUCUUCAAAUGGAGAGGAGGUGGAAUCCCUGUUGCUGCUCCCUCCUCUCUGAGCGGAGCAGCAUGCAUUCCCUCCAACCUAACUGGUAGCCUGCAGUCACCCGGCUGCCCCAAUCCCACGUCCACACCCACCCUGGUUUGCGAUCUCAGCAACCACAUCCCGCGUCACGCCACAUAAUGUUUCCUCCUCCUCCCGUCUGCUCGUUCAGAUGGGCUGCCUGGAGAUUUAACUCACCACUUUCCUCCAUCUCAAGCGUCUAUGCUUUCUUCUGUUCCACAAACUGUUACUGUUAAAACGCCCGUCAGCCUGAAAAACCCACGUCUUCACCCCGUCUCUAGUGUCGGUCUCCUCUCUGCACAUAAGCUUCGUAUAUCUAGCAGUUCGAGUUUUCAGUGAUGACGGCAGAGUGUCAUUUUACAGCAUAUCACUGGGGCUACAUCUCUAAAGUUAGAUUUUUAUUCUUGUGUCCUUGUUUCAAAGAACAUGGUUGAGGACACUGUGUGGGGAAAAAGUUCCUGUCUCGUUGGAAAUAGUUUGGGUUUCAAGGACAGGAGAGGAUGUCGGACUGUGAGAGAAGGCUGAAGGAGAUGUUACUGCAGAGUAAGCAGGAAAAUUCACCUCAGCUUAGGGUUAAGAUUACCUCCUUAAAAUGGAUUUUUCUGUUUAGAUAAAAACU
Melanotaenia boesemani (Boeseman's rainbowfish) is the source of this 2914-nucleotide messenger RNA. It is a transcript of the gene clgn, whose product is annotated as calmegin. The coding region runs from base 236 to 2209 and encodes 657 amino acids. The record is from RefSeq and is a predicted model, not a curated record. NCBI's taxonomy places the organism in Eukaryota, Metazoa, Chordata, Actinopteri, Atheriniformes, Melanotaeniidae. Gene Ontology annotation, cellular component: endoplasmic reticulum; endoplasmic reticulum membrane. Gene Ontology annotation, biological process: protein folding. Gene Ontology annotation, molecular function: calcium ion binding. The transcript is spliced from 15 exons.